AAUAGAGACCAACUCUAUCAGCUUCUUCUUCCAGCGUUCGAGAGUAAGGCAAAUUCACGAACAGCUAAUGGGAUCAAUGAAGACAUGAUGGCAGUAGUGGUGCCGCUGUUCGACGUUCGCUCAAAUGGAAAUUACGACAGGAAAUGGAGAUAUGUUUGGGGCUCAGGAUUGGUGGGGAUUGGCGAUGGAUUGUCUUGUGGGAUAGUGUAGUAAAUCUGUGAAAAUUGGCUGUUCCAUUGAAUCGUUUGGUUAAAAUACCCGUCGGAAUAGAACGAAAGCCGAGUGUACAAGCCUCCAGCGGUAUCAACCAUGGGGGUUAUAUUUCAAUAUGGCGGACGAAGAUCAAGAACGUUUCAGUCCUGACUCUUCCACCCAGAUCUUGAACAAAGAAAAACGCAAAAAUAAGAAAAAAAAAAAGCAUAAACAUAGAUCAAAGAAAAAGAGAAGAAGGCAUUCUGAUGAGAGAACUUCAGAUCAGGAUGAACAGCAUUCUGACUCCUCAAAUAUUUCAAAUGCCACAUCUGACGAUGAAGGGACAACAAAACAGGAUUUAGAAUUUGUGAUAGAUAUCAAGCCCUUAACUGAAUAUAUUGACGAUAGAAAGGAGUUGAAUAAUGAACUUUUUAAGAUAUUAGGAAGAAAAGACAUGAAAAAGUUGAUGACAAAAUCUGUUAAGAAGUUGGAUGUAGAAGAAUUGAAAUCUCGGUGUUUGGAUCAACUGGAAAUAAUUUCAAAGAAAAGAUUAUUACGAAUAAUUGAGGGACAAGCAAUGACGUCAUCAUCCUCUGAGAGUGAAGCUGCAAACACUCACUCUGCCAUGGAUGUUGACAGCUCUACUUUGCUAACAAGGCAACCAGAUACUUCUGGAAUUGAUAAGGAUGAGUCUGUGAAUAUUUUGGAAGAACUGAGUGUCGGCCCAGACCAGAAUGAAAUUAAUGAACUGAUAGAGGGCCCUGUAGAAAAUAUAAAACCAGAAGUUGCUGUUACAGGUCAAGAGAGUCCUGUGGUGGACACAUUGGACAAGGAUCCUGUCGACACAGAGUCGCAACUAUUGGAAUUAGAGUUCAGAGCAAGAGCGCUGAAAUCUUUAAUGCAAGCACGGCACAAGGUAGAUACAUAGUUGUUCCCUUGUUGGGUGUCAGCAUGAAAGCUGAAGUACUGAGUGAUGUGCAUCACAAGAUUAGGAUGGUUGGAAAAUAAAAUGGUGUGAAUGGAAGUACUAUGAAAUAUUUGAGGUGAUGAUGGAAUAUAAAGAUACAAAGAAGUAAAUGUGAUGGCCAGGUGAUUGAGGUGAAGUUGUGUUGAAUAAAACAAUCUAACAAAGUUUUUAUUCUGGUGAGAACACCCAGAUUACUGUGUAAAAAACCUUGCAUAACCUAAGUGCUAAGUUGCAACAAUAACUCAGUUGUAGUCUUGUAGAAGUUUAAAGAACUGUAAACAAGAAGUUUAAACAACUGUACCUAACCACAGUUUAUAUUCUUUCAAGUAUUGUAAUCAUAAAUAAAUAAGUUUUACAUAGUUUAUUUUGUACAGCAUAGACUAUAAAUAACUAGAAGUCUGUAACUGGUAGAUGCGAGCUCCUUUCUUUAAUAGGUAAUUAUGGUUGUUCAGGGAGCAGAUAAAAUCUUCGAAUUCAGUGAUGCCCAACCUCAGGUCCUGAAA
Messenger RNA from Dendronephthya gigantea, 1662 nucleotides. RefSeq names its product caspase activity and apoptosis inhibitor 1-like. Lineage: Eukaryota; Metazoa; Cnidaria; Anthozoa; Malacalcyonacea; Nephtheidae. The coding region runs from base 329 to 1120 and encodes 263 amino acids. The record is from RefSeq and is a predicted model, not a curated record. The transcript is spliced from 7 exons.